This is a messenger RNA of Megalopta genalis, 7166 nucleotides long. RefSeq names its product unconventional myosin 81F (gene Myo81F). NCBI's taxonomy places the organism in Eukaryota, Metazoa, Arthropoda, Insecta, Hymenoptera, Halictidae. Gene Ontology annotation, molecular function: ATP binding; cytoskeletal motor activity; protein binding. Gene Ontology annotation, cellular component: cytoskeleton; myosin complex. Gene Ontology annotation, biological process: signal transduction. The record is from RefSeq and is a predicted model, not a curated record.
AGCGAAGCUGUGGCAGAGCAUCAGUCGGGUGGCAACUGUCGAGCAUGUGCGUGCUUCCUCGUGUUCCUUGAGUCGCGUUCUCGAGAGUCCGGGUACCGUUUCGGCGCAGAAAUUGCAUGUACACCCCCCCGGUACGUGAACGAACGUUCGACAGUUCGCGAACAUGUGAUUUAAACGGUGGCGAGAGUCCGUCAACGCCGAGAAAGAAAACGUGCGUGAAAAGUGAAGGUUGUUCCCCUGGCCGGAUAUAUCGUUACCCCGGCAGCAGCCUCGUUCGAGGGGGUGGAGAAUAAUGUUCUGAGCCGUGUGCCACGCACAUCAUGGUUGCUAAGCACUUCACGCAGGGCUCGAGCCCUGAGUUCGGUGUCCCGGACAUGACGGUGAUCAGCGACAUCGACGAGACGGGAAUCAAUCGGAAUCUCCAAGUUCGAUAUGGGAGAGACCAGAUAUAUACGUACACGGGAUCCAUAUUGGUGGCUGUGAAUCCGUACAAGGAGGUGGACUUCUACACGAACGAGUACGUGAAUAGAUACCAUGGACAAAAGAUGGGCUCCCUGGAGCCGCACGUGUUCGCGCUCGCCGAGGCGGCUUACAGGUCGCUCCAGGACACCGAGAGCAAUCAAUCCUGCGUGAUAUCGGGGGAGAGCGGCGCGGGGAAGACCGAGACCACGAAAUUCAUUCUGCAAUACCUGUGCUCGGUGACCAGCAACGUGGACACGUGGGUGGAGCAGCAGAUCCUCGAGGCGAACACCAUCCUCGAAGCGUUCGGUAACGCGAAGACAGUGAGAAACGACAACAGCUCCCGUUUCGGGAAGUUCAUGCAAGUCUGCUUCGACAGCAAGUGGAUGAUCAAAGGAUGCAUCAUCCAGGAUUACCUGCUCGAGCAGAGCCGCAUAACUUUCCAGAGCGCCGGUGAGAGGAAUUACCAUGUGUUCUAUCAGCUGGUCGAGGCGGGUACGAGGGACAAGGAAUUCGCGGAACAAUACAAAUUGAUGCCAGCCACCCACUACAAGUAUCUCAAUCAGUCCGGCUGCGUGAAGAUCGAUGGGAUCUCCGAUUCGAAGAAACUGGACGCGCUUAGGCUCGCGUUCAACGUGCUCCAGGUCGCGCCAGAGAUGUGCGAGGGCAUCUUCCGGGUGCUGUCCGCCAUUCUCUGGCUGGGCAACUUGAGCUUCGAGGACGUGGACGGCGAGCGUUGCGAGCUGACUAAAGAAGACGUCGAGAUCAUCGGGACGGUGGCGCCGUUGCUCGGCCUCCAGGUCGAGGAUCUAACGAAGGUGGUCCUGAUAAGGCAGAUAAACGUCCGCGGCAACAUCACCGAGAUACCGUUGAAGGUGCAAGAGGCCCGGGAGAACCGGCACGCGAUGGCGAAGGCGUUGUACUCGCGUACGUUCGCCUGGCUGAUCAACCACAUCAACAACUGCACGAAUCCCGGCCAGGACAGCUCCAGAUUCCUCGGCGUCCUCGACAUAUUCGGCUUCGAGAACUUCGCCGUGAACAGCUUCGAGCAGCUCUGCAUCAAUUACACCAACGAGAAGCUGCACAAGUUUUUCAAUCACUAUGUAUUCGCGUUGGAGCAAGAACUAUACCGCCAGGAAGAGAUCCAAUACUCCCAUAUCACCUUCACGGACAACACCAUGUGCCUGGAAUUAAUCGAGAAACCUCCGCGCUGUGUUCUUAAGUUACUGACGGAGCAGUGCCAUAUGCCGAAAGGCUCGGACCUGGCUUACCUGACCAAUCUGCACGCCGAAUUUGAGAGCCAUUCGUGCUACGUGAAGGGCGACGACCGCCGCAAAUGGGAGAAGGAGUUCGGCGUGAAGCAUUACGCCGGCUGCGUCACCUACACGGUGGAGGGUUUCGUGGACAAGAAUCGGGACGUGCAGCAGGACGUGUUCUUUGACCUGAUGUCGCGCAGCACCAACGAAUUCGUGCAGGAGAUCACGGUCUACCAAGAUCUUUUAGGGUGCACCGUGGCAAGGGCGAGCGGAAGCGCCACCACGAUGUCCCGCGGAACGUCCAAGGGCAAGCCGACCCUCUGCGACUCGUUUAGGCACCAGUUGCAAGCCCUGGUCGACGUCCUUCAAGCCACCACCCCUUGGUACGCUAGAUGUAUCAAGCCCAACAUGCAGAAGAUAGCGAAUCAUUAUGACGAGAAGCUGGUCCUUGAUCAGCUGAAAUAUCUGGGCAUGUUGGACAUCAUUAGGAUUAGGAAAGAAGGUUUCCCGAUACAUAUGGCCUUCCACGACUUUGUUGCUAGAUACAUAUGCCUCGACAAAGGACGUAUGCCACGGUUCGACGAUGAGAAAGAGACCGUGAGAUGUUUGAUCGGUAGUCAGGGCAUACCGGAGACCGAGUGGCAAAUCGGGAAGACCAAAGUGUUCUUGAGGAGCUACGUGCACGAGCCGCUGGAGGAUUCUAGAAAUCAGAUGGUCACUAGCAAUGCUAUAAUGAUACAGAAGAUCUGGCGGGGCUCUGUUGUACGCAAAGAAUACAAGCGUAUCAGAGACGCCGCGCUCAAGGUACAGCACGCGUAUCGCGGCUGGAAGCUGAGAAUAAUGUUCAUCAGGAAGCGGAGGGCAGCGAUCGUCAUUCAGAGUCACUUGCGCGGCGUGUUCGCUAGAGAAGUGGCGGCGGCGUUGAGGGAAAUGAGGCGAGUGGAUGAGGAAAUGAGGAAGAGGGAGAGAUUGGAGGAGGAGAGACGACUUAUGGAGGACAAGAAAGCGUUGGAAGAGAGCCAGAGCGCACAGUACAAUGGUAUUGUCGGAAUGGAGCCCGGGAAAGCGCAGGAAGAGAUCGCCGCGUUGUCGCAGAUGGCCGAACAAAUGAACUCGAAAAUGGCCGCCUCGGAUCUGCAGUCCGUCGACUUGGACAAUCUGUUCUCAUUCCUCUCCGACGUGCAGUCAACGAAAGGCAAUCAGAUCAUCGAGGAAAUCGGGGAGCAGAUGGACGAGCUGGUGGAGGACCUCGACGUGGAGCUAGAAACUGUGAUACAGCAAGAGAUGGAGAUGAACUCAAAAGCAGAGUCCAAAGCUAAUACUCCAAACGGUCAGGACGCUCCGUCGCCUCUGCAGUCGCAGCCUCAGCAGCAGAGGAUAACCGGUGGGACCACCGGCAAGCUUGGCCAACCGAGUCUUCCAGAACCCACUGAACCCCCUCCGCCUCCGCCGCCUCCUGCUCCACCCUUGGCCAUAAACGGAGACUCCUCCACCGACAACGGGGAACCGAUUUACGAGUCCGUUUUGCCGCGCGAGGACAACAGUCCCAGCAGUCCCAUCGUGGUGAACGGAAAUUCCGGCCCGCUGGUGAACGGCGACACCUGCGGAUCCCCCCCUCCUCCUCUGCCAAACAACAAGACCAUGAAGGAGCAAAUCGCCAGCAGUCCACCGUCGCGGCCGGAAUCCAGAAACUCGAACAGUCAUCAUUUGCACCAUAAUCAUCAUCAGCCGGUGCCUCAGCAACAGCAAAACGGCCACGACCAACAGCAACCGCAGACGCAACAGUCGCAACAGCCGCCCGUCGAACGGGAACAGAGACGCAAGUGUCGCGUGGAACGCAAGCUUCAGGAGCUGGAGGACAAGAAAGAGCCGGACAACGAAGUUACUUAUCACGAUAUCGUAGAGUUCGCGCAGAAUUACUUCAACAGCCAUGAAAGAUCGCCCGAGGGGACAAUUAUCGCUACGCUCACGAGGAAAUCGCGCGGCAAAAGCGUGGAGUACAUUCCGAAGUAUGAAAUGGUUACGUACUAUAAGGGAUCCACGAUACCGAAUUCUCAUAUUCACAUGUACGACCCUGAUAACGUUAACGUGGCCUGUUCGGUGUUCAGGGAUCUCUGCAAGUACCUCAGAGGAGAGAUGAAACUAGACCAGGAGAUCGCAACCAUACAGAGCAUAAUUGGCUACGGCAUAGAACGCGAAGAACUGCGGGACGAGGUUUUCGUUCAGUGCAUGCGUCAAGCGACGAACAAUCCUAAUCCAGAAUGGGCGGAACGUGUCUGGUUGCUGUUGUGUCUAGCGAUUGUUGCUUUCCAGCCCAGCAAAUUGCUGUACAAAUAUUUCGUGUCCUUCUUGAAGAAGAAUCUAGCCCUCGAAGGGAAAUUGAGGCAGUACGUGCAAUGGUGCGUCGAUAAUUGUAAGAACAUGAAGGUCUCGUGUAGACAGCAUCCGCCGUCAACAGUGGAAAUUGCUGCGAUGAGACGAUUAGGCACCAUAGUGUGCCGCUUCUUCUUCUUGGAUGGAAGAACCAAAGCGAUCGACGUUCAUCCGACCGACACCGCUGCAGACGCAGUGGCGAAACUAGGUGAAAAAUUAGGCUUGCGGUCUCUGGAGGGAUGGGCAAUCUAUCAGAGCAGACCCGACGGAGAAGAACAUGUGCGCGCCCACGACUAUUUGUACGACGUCAUCGCUGCUUGGGAAAUGAAGCAGUGUAAAUUGAACACAGCGCAGUCAACCUUCUCAACGCUGCGGCGUGGCAAUAAUGCUACGUUGGGCAGCGGUGACAAUCGAUUCGUCUUCAAACGUAGACUGUUCCGCAACACCCGAGAAAUCUCUCAAGAUCCUGUCGAGGUGAACAUGCUGUACGCUCAGGCUGUUUACAACGUGGUCAAGUGCGACGAUUUCCCGGUGUCCGAGAAGGUCGCGCUGCAGUUGGCGGGUCUGCAGGCCCAAGUGUCUCUGGGCGAUCCGAAAGACAACGAUCGGCUGGACUAUUACAGCGAGGUGGACAGUUUUCUGCCUUAUCGAAUAAGUCGCGCCCGCGGCGACGACGUUUGGGUGCCGAUAAUAGCACAGGCGCACAGACAAUACGGCGCCGGCCGUAAGGAACUGGCAGCCAAAGUGUUGUACUUGUCCUGCGUGAUGCAGUAUCCUCUGUACGGCACGACGAUGUUCAACGUCACCUACCGCGGCUACUGGUCCUACGGCAAUCAAUUGAUCCUGGGCAUUAAUUGCGACGGCUUGAUGCUGAUCAAGCCGGACGACAAGUUCGUCCUAUCGGAAUAUCGCUACCAAGACGUGGAGAGUAUCAUGCUGGACCCGAGCGACUCUUUCAUCACUCUGUCCCUGCUCCGACACAAUCCGGACAGCUCGCACAAAUGCUUCGUGUUCGAGACGGCGCAGAAGAACGAGAUAGGCAGCCUGAUCGUCAGUUAUUGCCCGUCGUUGGCCGGCUGGAUCACGGAGAACGAGGUCCCCACCAAGAAGCUCAAGUGUAUCACGAACGAGGAUCGCAUCAGGCUCUAUCAUAAUUUAGUGAAUUGCCGACGGACGCUGGUCGACGCGGAGAUACUGAGGAAACCUCAGGACUCGGGCGGUGGUUUCCUCAGGAACACCCUUAGAAGGCUGUCCAAGCACCGAAUAGAGAAACUGCGUCAGGAGCACGGGAGCGCGACCGAUCACGGCGAGACCUACAAAGGCUUCCCGUACGCCUAUUGGGCGUUCAGCAGGCAGGCGAUACCGCAGAGUCUCUCGAAACUGCCCGACCCGGACGAGCAAAUAUCGCUCAGCGUGUUCCAGUUGAUAUUGACGUACGCGGGUCUUGGCCAGAACGGCGACACCGUCCGGAGGGUGGAGGACGAGCACGUGAAUCUGAUACAGACGGUCAUGGAGCGUUGCAUAAGGAAAGAGAAUCUGUUAGGCGAGCUGUAUUUACAAUUAAUUAAACAGACCACCGACCAUCCUGACCCGAACAGUCGGGUGAACCUAAGGCACUGGGCGCUGCUGUCUCUGGCCUGUUCCGUGAUCCUGCCGCCGCAGAAGGUCAUCCGGAAGUAUCUGAUCGCCCACUUGAAGCGGUGCGCCAGCGACUACGUCACCGAGGAGGGCAAGUACGCUCGAUUCGCUGAGAAGUGCCUUUACAAGACGCAGGGCACGAGGAGGAGGCAGUGGCCGCCGAGCAGGGAGGAGAUCAUGUGCACCAUUAAUCGCAGGCCUAUUUACGCGAGAUUCCACUUCAUGGACGGACAGUAUCACGCCGUCGAGUUCCAUCCGUCGGCGACCGCCAGGGACGUGAUGGAGAUCAUUAAGACGAAGAUCGGCCUCGAGGAGACGGCGAUGGGUUACGCCAUAUACGAGGUCCUGGGAGCGACGGAAAGGGCGCUGAUACCUGAAGAGAAGAUCGCGGACGUGAUGUCGAAGUGGGAGCGUUACAGGACCGCGAACGCGCAACAGAACCAGUCGCAGAGGAAACACGCGCACCACUUCUUCCUGUUCAAGAAGCAUUUGUUCCUCGAUCAGUACAUGAAUCUCGACGAUCCGGUGGAGAAGGAGCUGUUGUAUCAUCAGGUGUUGCACGACCUGCGCGCCGAUCGGUUCCCCAUCACCGAGAAAGAAGCUAUGAUGCUGACAGCGUUGCAAGCUCAGCUGGAGCUAGGCGAUUGUCAAGACGCCGUGCUCGACCAUGAUUACCGCACCAUAUCAAGCCACUGCCUGCCCGCGAGACUAGUGCCGAGUUUAUGUUUAGAGGGUGUUCUUCAGCACCAUCAGUCCCUGAGGGGAAUGACGCCGCCGGAGGCGAAGAAAGCGUUCUUGAAUUUGAUACAGUCGUGGCCGUUGCACAGAGCUACGAUAUUCGACGUGAUGCAGUCCUUCACUUCGAACUGGCCGCGCGUCCUUUGGCUGGCCGUCGAUCAGCAGGGUCUUCAUCUUCUCGAGCAUCGUUCCAGAAAUGCUCUUUGCACCUACGAGUAUAGCAGUAUUCUCAGUUACAGCCCGGCCGUUAGUUGUUUGAUGAUCAUAACCGGCACCGAUAAGAAGCAGAGCAAGGUCAUUCUCACCACGUCCCAGGCCCAUCAAAUAGCAAAUCUGAUCCGCGAGUACAUGGACGUGCUGCAAUCGCCGCCGGAAGUGCCGAAGAGGGAGUCCGCUAUCGUUCAGCAGAUUGCUCAGCAACAGUUGCAGCCGCCGCCGGCGAAUCUGCAAGCCACCACCGGCGGCCGAAAGUCUCGGCCCGCUUCGGUUUUACAUAGAGGUGCUCCAGUGAUACAGUCGCAAGCUAGUUAAAAAGUUCGCCGAUUUUUCUAGGUGUAACACCUCUCUGCCUGGCCUGAUACGUGAAUCGUUUACCUCAUACGUGACAUUUCUACCUUCGACUCGUAUUAUUCGUUUAUGCAGGAUGUCCCGAAAAUUUCUCGCAAACCUGGGUGGUUCCUGAGGUCAUUUGAAGCAACUUUU